UCGUACAGACCAAGACCAGAAAUAAGCUAGCUAGUCUUCCGGUCAGCUCCCUAUAUUAAAGCUUUUUUUACAGGUUCAUCUUCUCUAGAUCGAAGCAAAUGUCGCUAGUGCAACGCAGCGGCAGGGCGGCUGUUCUCGUCGCCACAUUCGCAGCACUCGCGCUGCUCUCGUGCCAUCGACCUUGCGGCACAGGACAGUGGUACGGCACUGCCAGCUACUACACUCCCCCUUAUGAACGUAAGCUUCCUAUUUACUUUCCACAUCGAUCAGCAACUUUCUCAUCGUCGUCGCGCACGAGACAUGCGAAUUUUUUCAAUAACUCGAGCUAUUGUUAACCAGCGUCAGCGUGCUACGGGUUCGAGGAGCAGAGCGGGAUGUUUGCGGCAGCAAGCGAGACGUACCUGUGGGAAGGCGGCAGUGCCUGCGGGAAGUCCUACAGGGUGAGAUGCAUGAGCGGGACGAACGACGGCGUCGACGUGCCUUGCAAGGAUGGCCAGACCGUGACGGUGAGGAUUGUCGACAUGUGCCCGGCCAACAGCUGCCAAGCGACCAUCGAUCUGUCGAACGAAGCUUUCGCGCAGAUCGCCGACCCCAAGGAAGGCAUCAUCAACAUCUAUUUUGAAGAGUACGUACAAAACUAACAUAUAGACAUGAUAUGCAGUUACCUCAAAGCUCAAACGAGGGCAUGGUGGGUGAUGC
This is a messenger RNA of Linum trigynum, 699 nucleotides long. Lineage: Eukaryota; Viridiplantae; Streptophyta; Magnoliopsida; Malpighiales; Linaceae. The record is from the annotation of a GenBank genome assembly.